AUGCUACAACUUACCUCUACGGUACCUGAUAAGACGGGUUAUGGUCCACCAAAGCCAACGACUACAUGUACUACAACCCACGCGCUCAACGCCGCUCUUACGUGUAGUCCAAGUCCAAGUCCAAGUCCAAAGGCGACCACCACCACUGCGAGCUCAACCACCACUUUGCCUGCGGAAGCAAAAGCGCCCCUGGUCCAUACCUCUAGUACCUCUAACCAAGCAGCGACGACCCGAAUUCAAAUUCGCCAAGAUGACAUGGAGAACAAGUUUGAUCGGACAGGUCUCUUCAAAGCUACUUCUAGGGCGCAGAAAUCGCUACAUCUAGUCCAUGUCGUGGAUGACGACGAAGUUGCAUCAGAUCCCCCUCGGUCUACAAACGUGAAACCCACGCUCAACGUAUUCGCUGUGAAAAUAAAGAAGGCAGCGCCAACCAACAAAGCAAGCAAUUUGAAGUCUGCUGCUGCUGCUGCAAACAAACAAAGACCUACUAAAGCACCUGCGAUAAAAGAUCCGUCCUAUCGCCCCUUGAAAGGAACAAACGAAUGGUCAUCCGAGUCCACCGAUGAAGAUUUGGACGUGGGCUUUGUCCCGGGUGAUCUCCCUGUCUUUCGACAAGUCAAGGGGCAGCAGAAACAUGAACAAUUCUCUCCCGUUAGUGGUAUCACUAGAGGUACCUCUAGUGUGUCGCCAGCACGACCAACACAACAACCAACACGACCACCGCCGCCGCCACCGAUUCCAAAUCGACUCAAGCGCAAGCGCAUAGAUGAUCCGACUUAUCGGCCUUCUAAGAACAGCGAGGGAUCUACUUCCGAUGACAAUGAUGCUGAGGAAGAUGACGAAUCUGACGAAGGCAUCAAAGCGUUGAAAAGGGUGGUCAAGGAUAGUACUGCAAAGGUCAAGAAGGUCAGGUGCAAGGUGGCUGAGAGACAACAGGAGAACAUGAAUGUUUCGGAGGAAGAAAAGGGGAGCCAAUUGGUGCUGAAAGAAAUCGUCGAUGAUGAUGAUGAAAAGCGAAACCCGUUCAUGAAGAAGAAGAAGAACCGAAAGUCCGUUUUGGAUCCGUCUUAUAAGCCACCCAAAGACGAAGAAGAUGACAGUGAGGAAUACAGUGACGAGUAUACCUCUACUGAUGGCUGGAACAGACAACGAAGAAAAAGGGUUCGCGUGCCAGAGGGUGGCGACGGUCCGGAGGAAAAAUAUAAUGACUACAAUGGCAACGUCAGCCUCAACGAUAAUCCCACGAACGACGUGGUUCCUACUACGAAGCAAAUCCUUCCUUGCCAAGCACGUCCCUGUCUGCCUCCCAAGUUCGGCAGGCGGAAGGUGAACCGUCUUUCCAAGCCUCCCCGCAUCUACGAUCCCUCCUACAAGCCGGGGACCACCUCGUCGGACGAUGAUAGCAACGGCAUCGAUUCGAGUUGGAGCUCCACGGGAGAGGGCAAAGACAGGAAGAAGAAAAAACGAAAAAGAUUAUACCAGCCAAAGAAUGCACCCGAGAAGAAAAACCAGACGGUCAGCAACCUGCAGCAAGAGGUCAUAAGAUUGAUGCUAGAAGAAACAAAACCAAAACCCGCCUACGCAAUGCCCAUGACCAAAAAGCGAAAACGCCCUCGUCUCAUCAGACGAAACACCAGCGACCAAUCCUUUUGCCCGUCGGACACUCCUAGUGACCAGUACAGCGAUGAAUGGUACAGUUCUGAGUACUCCUCUGAGCUGGACGUCAAGAACAAGAAGAGAAAGAGGGGGACGAAAAAGAAAGACCAGUGGAAUGUGAACCGAGUUGCCUCCGGAUUGGGACCUGUGACUGGGAAGGUCUUGGACUUGGAUUGUGGAAGGCCAAUUGAAGCAAGCGAAGAGGAAACGAGAGAUAGUGUGAAACCAGAAAAGCACGAAUCAACAAGCAGGGAGAACAUGGCAACAAGAAGAAUUGGGACCAUCGACGCCAUUGAUGGCACAUACGAGCCAUCUAGGGACUCUCCGUCAUCCGAGUCUGAGUUUGCAGCUAUGCCAGACUUGGAUCGCUCCGCCUUCAGCAUAGAGAUUAGCAACGACAACGAAAAGCCUGAGCCGAUAUUCGAGCCGGAGAAAGAAGUUAUUCUACCACCCAUGGAUAUAAAAAGGGAAACACCGCAGCUCCACACCGGGAACGAACCUCUUUCCAAUAUCAGAACUGCUUUCUACCCCCUUUGUCAUGGUCGUUACUCACCUUGGCCGCCAGCGCGCGGCACGGUAUACUGCCAGCCUUGCUUCCGGGAGCAAGUGAUAGUUCGGGGCUUACUGAUUCGGCGGGGGAUAAGCGAGACUUUGAGGUUGCUGAAAGUGUUGUUGGGUGGCGGGUCUGACUUCGGGAAUGAACUGGAUGAAGCUCUUGAGAAGAUUCUGGGUGGUGUUGUUGUAACCGAGCAAACGAGUAUGACACGUGUAGAAGACCACGACCAAAGCCAGGAUUAUGAGGACGAAAGAGAAGAAAGGGUUCAACGGGGACAAAACACUCGCACCAAGCCCAUGCCCUCAGCACAGUCAUCCCUUGCCGAACUGCCCGAAGAUGUCCGGACCCUCUUGGUGCUGAGGCGCCUUUCGGAUGUUGUCAACAGCGGGAGCAUGUCAACCUCGUCCGCAGCGCGCCCCUCCGGCUCCGAUGUUUCCCUUAAAACGCCCGCUUCUUUGCACUUCCCGUCUGACGCCAACGCCGUCUCUCCGGACCAUUGCUACCAACAGCAAGACCCGACCGGUCCGAGCCGCUACUCAUCUCCGUUCGCUCCAUGUCCUCCAUUAACCCUGCGUGGCGGGACUCCCAACUGCGCCGCCACCAGUACCGGCAUCAAUGCGUCUUACUUCUCCCUCAAACCGCCUUCAACAAAAACUAUUAUUUCCCUUCCGGCUAAAAACCCACUGGACAACGCCAUAAACAUCCUACACGACGCCCUGGGCAUCUCUACCUGGCAAGCUCGUCGAUUAUGGGAUCAGUAUGAAGGCUCGGGUAUAUGGGACCUAGCGCAGGUGGAUUCGCUUGUCAAAAAAUCCCAUGCGGAAUUCGUAAACGAGCAUCAGGCCGCGAAGGAGCUCCCAUGGGCCGAGGGAAAAGAAUCGAGUUUAGAGAGGGGAAUGGGGAAGGAUGAAAAUGAUCAGGGUGCUAUGUUGGGGUUGGAGGGUCUGGCUCGAUUGGAAGAGGAAAUCAUGACCGCCUUGGCAGAAAAGGGGAGCCGAGAAGAGGAAAGCCAGGGUCGAAAACGACAGAGUGAUGGUGGUGGGAUUAGUAUUAUAACUGGAGCGACACGCAGCAUCAUCGUUGGGGCUGUGACGAGGAGGAAGCAAUCUCAUGAUGAUGAUGUUGAUGAUGACUGCAGGUUGGAUUGGGGCCAUGCUCCAAAUCCAAACCAGAAAUGCAAACUGACCAAACCCAUCGACUUAUUCAACCCCACGAGGCAGAAGGCACAGCCAGUUCCACCACAGCGACCAAGAGAGCAGCUGAGGGUGAUUCCUUGCCAUUCCUGCUCUAGGUUCAAUACUGUCAACCAUAGCAGUUGCGCUACCGUAAGACGCAACGACUACAUUGCGAUGGGCGAUAGACCAUGGGUAAAAACACUGCAAUGGACUCUCGACAUCAACGAGUCAGAAGCGGCCAAGAUGACGCUCAAUGGCUUGUUGGACUUAAUCAGCCGGAGUGGAAAAGCAGCCCACGUGAAGAGCGCCGGGUGGGAGUUCGUGGUGUACCGCCCUGGCGACCAUAAUGAUGCGGAGAUUCGGAUUGUUUUCCUGGAUGUUGAGCCUGGGUUGGAUCUUCACUUGUAG
Molecule: messenger RNA, 3795 nt
Organism: Neurospora tetrasperma FGSC 2508
Lineage: Eukaryota; Fungi; Ascomycota; Sordariomycetes; Sordariales; Sordariaceae
Exons: 2
Coding region: 1-3795 (1264 amino acids)
Biological process (GO): G protein-coupled receptor signaling pathway
Source: RefSeq, a predicted model, not a curated record